UAUAAACCCAUCAUGUCUUUUCAUUUGCUAAUUAAUUCACUACUCCCUCUCUACUCUGCUAUAGCUACUCAUUCCUCUCAUCCGUCACACUCACAUUACACCGCAAAAAACAACGCACAUUCUUCCAUCUUUUCUCCGCCGCUUCCAAAUUUUAGAAAAUUAAUGGAAUUGUCAGCUCGACAACCACCAGCGCUUAACCAACACCGACAACAACAACAACAGCAGGUGGCAACAGCUGAUGAGAACUCCCUUGCAUGUUUUAGCAGAUCAGAAGUACUGUCGAAGAUCAUCAUGUACUGGUGCAGCAACAACAACAACAGCAUAGGUGGCAGAGUGAUCAACAUGAUCAGAUCACCCCAAAUGCAUGAGGAAAGUGGCAAGCGUUGCUACAUGAUUCUACUGGGAAUCAACUACAUGUGUCUUUUCUUGGGUUCCGUUUCGUCAAGUCUGCUUUCAAAAUUCUACUUCAUUCACAAAGGUGGCAGUAGAUGGGUUUCCACUUGGGUACAAUGUGCUGGUUUUCCUCUUCUUAUCUUCCCUAUUUACUUUUUCAAAAUUUCCACGAACAGAAAUCCGUUUACUGGUUUCACUCCUAGAAUCCUGUGUCUCUCAAUCCUCAUAGGUUUCUUCAUGGGCGUCAACAACCUUCUUUUCUCAUGGGGGAAUUCUUAUCUCCCCGUUUCGACGAAUUCUCUUGUUCUGUCAACGCAGUUAGCCUUCACUCUCAUCACUUCUGUCAUUAUCGUCAAGCAGAAAAUCACAUUCGCGAAUUUGAACUGCGUCAUCCUCCUCACCCUCAGCUCUGUCUUAUUAGCCCUAGGUUCGAGUCACGAUAAGCCAACAGGCUUAACAAAGGCGAAGUACUUCAAAGGAUUUUUCUCAACAGUAGGUGCAGGUUUGUUAUUCGCUCUUUACCUCCCUAUCAUGGAGAAAAUAUACAAAAAAGUCCACUGCUACGCCAUGGUCGUCGAAAUGCAGCUGGUUAUGGAGAUGGCAGCGACGGUUUUAGCCACGGCGGGGAUGGCAGCAGGCGGUGGUUUCACAGAGAUGAAGACGGAGAGCACAGAAGUAUUCGAUUUGGGACCGAAGGCGUACUGGUUGACGGUGUGGUUUAACGUGGUGACGUGGCAGUUGUGCUUCAUGGGUACAGCAGGGAUGGUGUUCUUGACUACAUCGUUAACAGGAGGCGUAUGCAUGACAGCGUUAAUGGGGAUAAACGUGCUGGGAGGAGUAUUAGUUUACGGGGAUCAUUUCGGCCGACUCAAAGCAGUCUCCACUUUGCUUUGCGUAUGGGGAUUCGGCUCGUAUAUAUACGGCAUUUAUACGAAAAUGAAGGACAAGAAUGAAGACGAGGAAGAAGAAGAGAAGCAGACAGAAAAUUCGAAAGAGGGGAAGAAGAUGAACAGUAGUGAUGGUGAAGCGAAUAAGGUGAUGGAACUAGAAGAAAUUGUAACGCAUAACGCUUGAGGCUGAUGUUGAUCACGUGACAUUUCUCUUUGUCUACUUUUGUUUUUGUUUUAUUAGAUUUAGGGGUGUUUUGGAGCUGGUUUUAUGACCCUAAUCUAUGGUACUGCUAUGGGGAUUAAUAACAAGUGUUUGUAUUCAUUCAGGUUAAUUAGUGAAGAAGUAAGGAUUAAAGUGUUUAGGCUUUUGACGAAAAGACACAGAAAAUGUUUGGAUUUGUCUCUCCAUUUUCAUUC
Messenger RNA from Capsicum annuum, 1700 nucleotides. Its product is annotated as probable purine permease 4. The coding region runs from base 13 to 1467 and encodes 484 amino acids. Gene Ontology annotation, cellular component: membrane. Lineage: Eukaryota; Viridiplantae; Streptophyta; Magnoliopsida; Solanales; Solanaceae. Gene Ontology annotation, molecular function: purine nucleoside transmembrane transporter activity. The record is from RefSeq and is a predicted model, not a curated record. The transcript has a single exon.